AUGGAGUCGCGAAUCAAUAUUCCGGCAACGCUGGUACAAUUUCUUAUGCGCAGUCAGCCCCCCAGUAGUCGAGGCGAGUUCACGCUCCUUAUGACGGCUAUUCAGACCGCGGUAAAGGUGAUUGAGAAGUACAUCCGUUCAGCCGGAAUGCAGGGUCUCUUUGGAUACCUUACCGAUAACACUUCCAACGCAUCUGGAGAUACGCAGGCGAGGCUUGAUGUGAUAGCAAACAAUGCAUUUAAGGCGUAUUUGUUGUCCUCAACGGGGGUUGCUUUUCUUGGUAGUGAGGAAGAAGAGACUCUUGUGUUGGUUGAAGGGGAUCAUCAAGGAAAUUAUAUUGUGUUUUUUGAUCCACUGGAUGGGAGCAGCAACAUUGAUGCAAACAUAUCCGUUGGCUCCAUCUGGGGUAUCUGGCGUGUGCCUGUGAAUACGAAAGUCACGACCAUGGAAGAGGCCAGUGCAGUACUAAAGCACUUGUCGGGAAAAUGCCUUGUAUCAGCAGGUUACGCCAUGUACGGAACAUCCACAAAUCUUGUAAUAACGACGGGGCACGGGGUGGAUGGAUUCACGUUGGACCCGACUAUUGGCGAGUUCAUUCACACGCAUCCGCACAUCACACUUCCAGCGUCCCGUACUAUUUACAGUGUGAAUGAAGGAAACUUUCGCAACUGGGAGCCAUGGCUUCAGAAGUAUAUGCAUUAUAUUAAAUCAGAAUCAAAGGAUUUGUAUUCUUUACGUUAUAUCGGUUCAAUGGUUGCUGACAUCCAUCGGACACUGCUUUAUGGUGGUAUUUUCUGCUAUCCUGGUGAUCGCAAACAGCCAGAAGGGAAGUUACGGCUCUUCUAUGAGGCUGCCCCAAUGGCAAUGCUUGUGGAGCAGGCUGGAGGUAAGGCCUCUACAGGUAAGGGUCGUGUCCUGGAUGUGGAGCCGAAGAAACUCCACCAACGUGUGGCUGUGUACAUGGGUAGUAGGCAGGAAGUGAACUUGUGUCUCUCAUUUCGGCAGAGUGAACAGAAGAAGCCUGGAAGUAAGCUGUAA
Molecule: messenger RNA, 1038 nt
Organism: Trypanosoma rangeli
Lineage: Eukaryota; Euglenozoa; Kinetoplastea; Trypanosomatida; Trypanosomatidae
Product: fructose-1,6-bisphosphatase, cytosolic
Exons: 1
Coding region: 1-1038 (345 amino acids)
Biological process (GO): fructose metabolic process; sucrose biosynthetic process; fructose 1,6-bisphosphate metabolic process
Cellular component (GO): cytosol; cytoplasm
Molecular function (GO): fructose 1,6-bisphosphate 1-phosphatase activity
Source: RefSeq, a predicted model, not a curated record